This is a messenger RNA of Anthonomus grandis grandis, 1382 nucleotides long. It is a transcript of the gene PIG-S, whose product is annotated as GPI transamidase component PIG-S. Gene Ontology annotation, biological process: attachment of GPI anchor to protein. Lineage: Eukaryota; Metazoa; Arthropoda; Insecta; Coleoptera; Curculionidae. Bases 100 to 1263 code for a protein of 387 amino acids. Gene Ontology annotation, cellular component: GPI-anchor transamidase complex. The record is from RefSeq and is a predicted model, not a curated record. The transcript is spliced from 3 exons.
CACAUAUCCACAAUCCACUGUCGAAACUAACCUAAUAGAGCCACUCCCGCCUAAUUAAUUCAAAUAUUUAGGCAAAUUGUAAACUAACAUAUAGGAAAAAUGGUUACUGAAGAUAAUAUUAAUAAAGACCCUCCUGAAGAAGAUUCUAAAAAUGUCGAUACUGAAGAUGAAACUGAAAGAACUUUUAGGUGUUUAAGCAUCAUUUCAUAUUUCUUAGUAUUGGUGGUACUGGGUAUUCCAGUUUGGUGGUACACAACCCGCGUAUAUCGGGCACCACUCCCCCUUAAUGAAAUCGGUGAUUUACAACUACAUCCUCAAAAUACCACAGAGUUUGGCAUUCCACUUAGUCUAGAGUACGAUAUUCUGAUCAGCUUUAUCAAUCCGGACCCUAAAAACUUAAAAGUUACUGUAGAACCAUUGGAAAUUGAUGCUUAUCUGCAAGAAAAUUUUGUACAUAAACUCGCCCCUGUGGCACAGUUACAUGUAAAGUCCCAAUGGCUGUAUUUGACAGAAUUGAAUAUAAAUGCUGCAAAAAUAAAUGAUCAUGUUCCUAUAUAUGAGCAUGAUUUACCAUAUGUGAUUACCCCAUUAGAAACAAAAUUGUGGACAAAUGUUUCUCCUCGGCCCAGUAUUAACUUGGUUGUUUAUUUUUCACAUUCGCACGCACCACUGCACAUUUAUCAUGCAGACAAUAAGUCUAAACUUUUGUCAAACUCAUUUAUAAGUCCAAGAUGGGGUGGAGUCUAUAUAGUAAAUCCGACUUUACAAGGGGAUGCACAUUACGAGUAUAAAGCUCACAGCAAGCAAAUUUUCAGAACAUUUUAUACAAUGUUACUAGAACUAUUUAAAAUUGAAAGUUCGAAAGAUGCAAGUAUCACAGAUUUUAAAAUUAAGAAGACUCAUGACAUGAUAGAGUCUUCUAAAAGAACUUUAAAGUCUCUUGCGCAGUUGCUCUCAGAAAUUAACAGUAUUGUUAUAAGUGAUAAUGUAGCAGAACAAAUAACUGUUGCUUUGGAAAGUGUUAAGAUGGCUGAAGAGUUCAGGGAAAAGGGGGACAUUGACAAUGCCCUGGCGUAUGCCAAAGAAGCUUUUAAGAACUCUGAAGAGGCAUUUGCUCAUCCUUCUUUGUUGGCUUUAUUGUAUUUUCCUGAUGAUCAGAAGUAUGCCAUCUACAUACCCCUAUUUCUACCUGUAAUGAUCCCAGUAAUCAUGUCCUUGGCGCAAAUCACAAAAAAGAAGAAUCCCAAACUAAAAACUCUCUAAAUACUUUUAUAAGAGACUGAUUUUUUUUUUUGUAUUAUAAAAACCACCAAAAAACAUAGUGUGUACGUUUGUGAUAUAGUUUGUUUUAAGGAAAAAUAGAAAUCAGGUAAAAAAGAAAA